Messenger RNA from Cylindrotheca closterium, 312 nucleotides. The record is from the annotation of a GenBank genome assembly. Lineage: Eukaryota; Bacillariophyta; Bacillariophyceae; Bacillariales; Bacillariaceae.
AUGGCAGCAAGCCAAGAAUAUACCCGGCAGGAAAUGAAAGACUCAGAAGGCAUGCUUGCAUCGGAACUGAACAAACUGAGUUUGCAAGAAAGAAAUGAGGCCCUAGAAGACAUUCAUUGUGUCGGACAUGACCUGGAGGAAACACCCGAGCUUGUGCAAGAGCUACUUGCGAAAUUCGAUCAAACAGUUCAACGGCAACAGCAACACGAUCCCACCUACCAAGAGGUGGCAAAGCGGCAUCGAGCAUACGUUGAAGAUCCUUCCUUUCGCUUGAAGUUUCUCAGGGCUAAUAUGCACAAUGUUGGCAGAGCA